Trichoplax adhaerens is the source of this 816-nucleotide messenger RNA. RefSeq lists its product as uncharacterized. Bases 1 to 816 code for a protein of 271 amino acids. Lineage: Eukaryota; Metazoa; Placozoa; Uniplacotomia; Trichoplacea; Trichoplacidae. The record is from RefSeq and is a predicted model, not a curated record. The transcript has 4 exons.
AUGCCUUCUUGGCUGGCUAUUUGGCUAGAAAUUGCCUUCUCGGCUGGCUAUUUGGCUAGAAAAGCCUUCUUGGCUGGCUAUUUGGCUAGAAAAACCUUCUUGGUUGGCUAUUUGGCUAGAAAUACCUUCUUGGCUGGCUAUUUGGCUAGCUAUUUGGCUAGAAAUACCUUCUUAGCUGGUUAUUUGGCUAGCUAUUUGACUAGAGAUGCCUUCUUGGCUGGCUAUUUGGCUAGCUAUUUGACUAGAGAUGCCUUCUUGGCUGGCUAUUUGGCUAGCUAUUUGACUAGAGAUACCUUCUUGGCUGACUAUUUGGCUAGAAAUGCCUUCUUAGCCGGCUAUUUGGCUAGAAAAAUCUUCUUGGUUGCUAUUUGGCUAGAAAUGCCUUCUUGGCUGGCUAUUUUGGCUAGCUACUUGGCUAGAAAUGCCUUCUUAGCUGGCUAUUUGAUUAGAGAUGCCUUCUUGGCUGGCUAUAUGGCUAGAAAUGCCUUCUUGGCUGGCUAUUUGGCUAGAAAAACCUUCUUGGUUGGCUAUUUGGCUGGAAAUGCCUUCUUGGCUGGAUGCCACUGCAGUUGCUGUAGUAACAGUAGUGGUAGUCAGUAUUCGUGCUUAAGUGAUACGGAUGGCCAUUACACUGCUGUAUGGCCAGGCCCAACAGUCACUUUCGCUGGUCUCCAUAGAGAUCCUACCGGAGAGAGUUCUCUCCAGACCUCUAACCAGAUUGAUAAACAGCAGCAAAGCCCGAGAUCAGGAAGAUCCUUUUCAAGAUUUUUCUUGAGGCGAUGCUUGCCGUUUCUCCUUGAGCAGUUAGAGAAAUGA